UGAAUCACUUUACAUACUUUUCUUCAGAUUGUUUUAUAAAGUGGGAGUGGUUCCAGGGGCGUGCAUGGGAUUUUUAUCUGCUCCUAACACAGAAUCCUCAGUAAACAAUAUAUGUGGAAAUUGUUGGAGUGGGACUCAGAGACUUCAUCCUGCACCAUGAGAAUGGAUCAGGGACAGAACGGAGGCGAAGACACUACCCUGGAACUGGAAUCAGAGCCUGAAAGUCCUUUAGCACCUCCUGCAGAUCUGUUAGAGCCACUGGGUCAUUAUGAGUGGACUUUCCGAGAUCUUGGCAGAAAAAAAUUAGUUCCGCCUCCAGAGGUAAUGCAAAAGUUUAGCGAACAGAGAAACAACCCAGUAUUUCUGCAAUGCAGGAUCCCAAGAAUGACAGAUGACAUGGCCAGAAAUGCGCUCUUCAGCUUUGUCAAUUCCAAAUGUUGCUAUGGCAACAGAGCUGCAGGAGAGCUUGUCAUUCAGGAACUGAAGCCGCAAACAUUGUACAGGUAUCGGCUGGAAACCUUUACUGAAACAAGAUUGUGUGAAUGGACUUUUGAGCCUUAUGCCAAUAUUUUGGUAGAUGGGCCACAAAAUGGCGCAUCUCCUCAACCAUGGGAUGUUAAAGUCCAAGUUCCACAGAUGUUUCAGGAAGAUACAAAAAAGUUUCGCAUUCCUCACUCUUCUUUAGUAAAGGAAUGCCACAAGUGUCAUGGUCGUGGCCGAUACAAAUGCAGUGGGUGUCAUGGUGCCGGCAGAAUGAGGUGUGUGACAUGCAGUGGAGCCAGACAUAAAGCAAAAGCGAAACACCUGAAACAUCAAAAGCGAUGCCAGAUGUGUUCAGGUAGUGGACGUAAGAGGUGCAGCACCUGUUCUGGAAGAGGCAGCAAAACCUGUACGACGUGCCAUGGAGAGAAAAAGUUGCUACACUACAUCCAGCUAACAAUAACUUGGAAGAACAAUGUAUAUGAAUUCAUUUAUGAGAAUCAGUUGAACUUUCCCAGAGAACUACUCAGUAAAGUUACGGGAGAUAACAUAUUUAAAGAUGAGAACGCUGUGGUGUACCCCCUUCUUGACUUCCCUUACCCUGAGAUCUCUCUGGCAUCUGAAAGAGCUAUUGCAGAGCACAGGGCCACAUUCACCAACACAUCCCGCAUUCUGCAACAGCGGCAGAUGAUAGAGCUAAUUCCAGUCACUGAAGUCCACUACCAGUAUGCUGAGAAGACAUACAUGUAUUACGUCUAUGGAAUGGAGAACAAGGUCCAUGCCCUGGACUAUCCAGAGAGGUAUUGCUGUGGCUGUACCAUCAUCUGACAGUGGGACACUUUGCAAGGAGGAUUCCUAGUAUGAAGCAAGCUUUUCAUCUUGCUUAAUUAUCCACGGGUGUCUGUGGGUACUAAUCAAUUCAUCUUUUUACCCAUCUGUAGCCCCGUCUUAUUUUCGCUUGCCCAC
Molecule: messenger RNA, 1446 nt
Organism: Podarcis muralis (Common wall lizard)
Lineage: Eukaryota; Metazoa; Chordata; Lepidosauria; Squamata; Lacertidae
Product: protein SSUH2 homolog
Molecular function (GO): heat shock protein binding
Source: RefSeq, a predicted model, not a curated record